CACCGCCUCCGCCACCACCGACUCUCGCGCCCGGCCCCCCACCUCCACCACCACCGCCCCCACUGGGGCCCACACGAGCUGGUAGCGCUGGAGCCCCCACGAACGCAAUGGGGGGCCCACCUAUGCCACCCCCUCUGCUCAACACCAGGUCCGUGUCCCCGAGUUGCAGCCCCGAGCCCACGGACAAUGGGGGUAAACUGCUCCCGCAGCAGGAGACUCCCACUCCACGCACAAAGAUGAAGACCAUCAACUGGAACAAGAUCCCGAAUCACAAGGUGGUGGGCAAGAACAACAUCUGGUCCCUUGUUGCACGCAGCCACCAGCACUCGCCUAUGGCCGACCUGGACUGGGCCGAGAUGGAAGGGCUGUUUUGCCAGCAGGCGCCCCCUGCACCAUCCUCCCAGUCCUCGCCUCGUUUGGGGCGCGACCCGCAGGACCCCGAUCGCAGGCGCAAGGAGUCCUCGGAGAUUGCUCUGCUGGAUGGAAAGCGAAGUCUCAAUGUGAACAUCUUCCUGAAGCAGUUCCGCAGCUCCAAUGAGGACAUCAUUCAGCUCAUCCGGGAUGGGGAGCAUGAUGACAUUGGUGCUGAGAAGUUGCGAGGCCUGCUGAAGAUCCUGCCAGAGGUGGACGAGCUGGAGAUGCUACGUUCAUUUGACGGAGACAAGGCAAAGCUUGGAAAUGCAGAGAAGUUCCUGCUGCAGCUCAUAGACGUCCCAAAUUACAAGCUGCGGAUUGAGAGCAUGCUUCUUCAGGAGGAGUUUGCUGCCAACAUGGGGUACCUGGAGCCCAGUAUAAACUCCAUGAUCGUUGCAGGAGAGGAUCUGAUGACGAACAAACCACUUCAGGAAGUUCUGUAUAUGGUGAUUGUAGCUGGCAACUUCCUCAACUCGGGAGGAUACGCUGGAAAUGCUGCUGGAGUGAAACUGAGCUCCCUUCAGAAGCUGACAGACAUUCGGGCCAACAAACCUGGCAUGAACCUCAUCCACUACGUCGCCUUGCAAGCAGAGAAGAAGCGCAAGGACCUCAUGAGAUUCCCAGAAGAGAUGACAGUACUUGAGGAUGCCACAAAGACAACAGUGGAGCAGCUUCAGAAUGAGAUUAAUGCUUUGGACUCUCGCAUCAAAAAAGUUCGGAAGCAGAUUGACCUUCCAUCAACAGAGAAGGAGAUAAAGAUGCAAAUGGGAGAGUUUCUACAGAUGGCAGAGCAUGAGGUGUCAGGACUACAGCGAGACAUGGAGGAGCUUGAAAAUGUUCGCAAGGCACUGUCAGAAUUCUUUUGUGAGGACACCGCCACAUUCAAACUGGAGGAGUGCUUCCGGGUAUUCCACGGCUUCUGCGUCAAGUUCCGGCAGGCUGUCGCCGAGAAUGAGCGUCGACGUAUUCAGGAGGAGCAAGCCAAUGCUCGCAGGAGACAGCGCGAGGAGCAACUUGCUGCACGUCGUCGACAGCAGAUGAGUGGGCAGCCGGGCUCUGAGUCAGAGUGUAAUCUUGUCGACUCACUGCUUUACGACAUCCGCUCUGGAUUCCAGCAGAGCAAGGGUCUUGACAGUAGCAACAGGGACCUCAGGGCUCGCAAGCUGCAGAAUGGAGGCAUGACAUCAGAGGAAGACAUGUCGUCUAUCACAGGCUCACCACUGGUAUCUCGCCGUAGGAUGGGCUCAUUCUCAGGGCCAACAGGUGACCAAGCGACUUCUGGCGGACGUGAUGAAGGAUAUUCCCCAGAUGAAAGGGGCCGACAGUUACAGCGUCAUGGCUGCCGAGUCCGUUCAGAUGUGACACCAAAUGGAAGCUUGAGGCGUCGGCGUAGUAGAGUCCCAUCUGAGGAGGAUGACUCAAACCUGAUGGAUUUCUUGCGUUCAUCAGGCCACGAUGGUAGCCGUGAGCGGAAGUCCUGGGGCAGUCUUGAUCGCUCAUGGGCCCGUCGGGCUCGUGGAGGGGGUCGCAAGCGUCCAGACCUGCUCAGUGCAGAUUUUUCUGAUGAAAGGGAGCGCCCCAGUUCACCAUCACCCCUUAUGGAGACAAAACCACUGCUGCCAUCUGCACAAGAGGGAGACAGCAAACCAAAGGCGUGGCGACAGAAGAUUGAGGCAUGGUUACAGGAGAAUGAGAAAGAGGAGAAAGAGAGUGAGGAGUUAAGACGCCGGUCACGCAGAGUCCAGAGCAGCCGGCGUUCACUCGAAGCAGAUUCAGAGAGUGAAGGAAGGAGUGGCACAUUGGACACACUGCCUGAGGAAAAGUCUACUAACACGCAGUACAAGCGUGUCUACUCUGACUGGCGGCCCACCAUUGAAAAGACAGACAUUGUUGGUGCGAUGGAGGCCAUUGAAGAAGCUCAGCCACAGACUCCCGUAAAGGACAAAUCCCCAUGGCGCAAGUCAAAUCUGAAUGUCCCAAACAGUGCCGAAGAGACAGAACUGGACAUGCGACGCGUACGUCGAAUACGGUCCCGAGGCAGCAUGGAUUCUGGGUCUACCUCAUCCAAUCCUCUCCAGUCCAUCAAGGAGGAAGACAAGCGGAAGGGCAUGAUUGGGUCACUGGGAGACAAGUCACAGGAGCAGGACAGGCUCACCCUGUAUCUGGAUCCAGCACGCUCCCAACUCCUGAACAAGUGUCGCCAAGUGCCAGGUGACUUGCUACACUCUAUUGUGGGUGAGGAGCCACCCACUGUGCACCGGCGCCUCCGCCGUCCGCCCCGCGAUGACCAAGGUGACAUUGAUGCUGACAAUGUUGAGACACCACCUGCCAUACGACGCAGACCAGUAGAGCCAGAGGAGGAGACACUGGGAGAUGGUCAGUUUGACAGGUUUGCAGCAGCACGACGGACAAGACGCUACAAGAAGACCUCAGACUACAGUUCAGACCGUGAUGAGGAGCCAUUACCUGCCAGGAGGACUGAGGUUGUGUCCCCAGAACUAGUGUCUGAGAAGCAGGUGAUUCGCCCUACCACACUGCAUGUGACAUCCAUUCCUGUGGCCGAGAAAUCCCCAGAACAGGCCGAGGACACUGAGACGAGGCUGAGAAAGUGGCAGGAUCGGUUGAAGUACCGUGGUGGGGGGAGGGAGGAGGAAGCAGCACUAGCUGAUAUUGCAUCCGCUGGGCGGGAGUUGCAGCAGCUUGAACAGCUGCAAUCUGCCAGGACAGGGCAGAGAGACCGUGUCAAAAGCAUGAUUGACCCCCGCCAGGUGAAAGAGGCACUGAGGUGCAGCAGGACCUCACCAGCUGUCCCAGAGAAGAAGCCAGGUGCAGACAGACCGAAGAAUGAGUUUAUUCCAGAAAUCAAGGUACAUGCCUCUACACCAAGCCAUGUCAAGGGACGCAGUGAGCAUGAUCUGAAUGAUGAGGGAUUUGAGGAGACACAGAGCCUUGUGUCUGAGACCCCAAGCCAGGGCACUUCAUCUGAUGUAGUUGACUUGCCAAGCAAGAGCAAGAGGCGGCCAGGACGCAUCAUCCGUGCAGAUAGUAGUGGGAGCAGUAGUAGCAACACUGUACCAGGGUCCACUUCAGCUCCUGCUGCUGCUGUUGGAAGCAGGACAAAGCUAGAGCCCCGCACUGCUCUGGGAAGGAGCAACUCAGUGCGGGGAGAAGGCCGAGCCAGUGUGAUCCCCAGGCGCACAGCUAGUCUGCGUAAGACAGACUCACAAGCCAGUCUGUCUCGACGAGAGCGUUCCAACUCUCGUACCAGUCUGCGCAGCUCCCGCAGCUCCCUCAACAGUGCUGCCUCUGUGAACACUGUAAAGAAUGCCAUGCCAUGCACACCACCCCUCUCCAAGUCCUCCAGCCGCUCUAGUGUGCAGGGAGCCCGCCUGACUGGUUAUACUACUGCUAUCAAAGCCUUGACAUCCAACUUGUCCAAAGAGCCAGUACGUCGCCAUGCUUCUGCCCCUACUAAGAAACCACUUGGUCCUGUCCAGCUAAAGACUUCCUCCCAGCGGUCUGUUCCAGCAAGUCGCAGCUCUAGUAGUGGUAGCAGUAUUGGGCCCAGUGUGCGUCGUCCUCGUGUCACUUCCAGCGUCAGCACCAGCUUCAAGGAGAAUGCUACCAAUGUGACUGGAAGACCUGGGUCUGUCCCAGCCAGUCGUAGCUCCAGUAGUGGCAGUAGUGUGGGGCCUGUGGCCAGGCGGUCAGUUCAGCAGAGGAGUGGUCUUGGGUUCAUGAGGCCAACUGCUGCCAGUGCUGCAAAGGACAGUGUUGGAUCUGAUAUGACAAAAGUGAGGAGAACAAUCAAAUGACAGAGCAGGCUGUUACAACUUAGAAAGGCACUGCAGCAAGAUGUAAGACUAACCGGUCUAGUCAGGGAGUCUUGGUCAUAUGGUGUGUGUGCAUUUCAAUGAUGUCCUUAGCAAGGUGCAGCACAAUUAAGGUACAAAAGUUUCAUGUGCCAGCAUUCAUCAUAAUGAGUGUACAUAAUUGUUAGGAUAUAAGCAGUAUAUCAUGGUGCCUUAAAGCAUUGUUAACAAGAAGUUAUUUUACACCAAACUUACAUAAAAGUCUAACAUUUUUAUAUCUAUUUUAUAUACAUCACAAACAUAACAAACUAAACACCUCUGUACAAGAAGGGAGCUGGAAGCCUGUUAGACUUGGUUUUCUAGUCAGUUCUUAGGAGACUGUACCUUGCAGACAGGCUUGUAGGUUCUCGGUAACUCUGAGCAGUAAAAUAUUGAAAUCUCACAUGAGGUUUAGAGUCUUGGCUAAGUCUGAGGCCACAGUUUACUGUACCUGGAUGACUACUGGUUGAGAUACAACCACUGCUAGUACUGAGACAUGGUCAUUCUUUACAAUACCUCAUACUAGGUCACAACCACUUUUCACAAACCUUUCCAAUUCAUCAUUCAUAUAGUUAUCCUACAGUUUGAUGCUAUAUAACCAAUGCAAUUAAAAAUGGGUUGUUAAAUAAUCUAAUAAUUAAUCAAUCAGGAACCAUCAUCAGGUAAGAUGUUUUAAGCUUAUAUAUUUUUGUGUUACUUUAGAGAAUCUUGCUUGAAGAUGGCUCUUGUCAAAUUGAAAGCUGUAGUGACAAUAUAUAAAUAUAUGGUUACCUACCCUUUUUUAAAUGAUAAUAUUAUAAUAAUAAUAGUAAUAAUGAUAUUAAUAUGUUUGUACAAUUUUCUGAAAGUGUUGCAAUUUGUACAUGUGUAAUGCAAUAUUAACUGGUUUUAAAAUGGAAUCAGUGACAUGAAAUUGUUUCAGAGCUUCUGAUGCACUAGAGAACGCUUCAUACUCAGAUUUUCUGAAGACUGUGAAAUAAAUCAAUUUUUUUGAAGACUAAUAUUCUCUAAGGGGUGUGAGUUGGAACACAGGUGUUGUAAAGAGUGUAAACAGCUCUUGUUACCCUCAUUUCAUUUUGAAAGUUUGUGAACAGGUAAUAAUAAAUGUUGACAGUUUGAAGUGUA
Molecule: messenger RNA, 5390 nt
Organism: Zootermopsis nevadensis
Lineage: Eukaryota; Metazoa; Arthropoda; Insecta; Blattodea; Termopsidae
Source: RefSeq, a predicted model, not a curated record